AUGAAUCGCUCUCUUCGCCUGAGAGAACAGUCGACCCAUUUGGCCCACCUUUUCGCGAAAGGUGAACGAAGUAAACGAGUAAGAUCCAUAAAAUUGAGUCAACGUGGCGAAGUAGAACAAGUCCAUAAAUCUGGUAUUAACUGCGUUGAUAUCGACACUGGAGAAGGCAAAUAUCUUUUGUCGUCAAGUUCCAAUGGAAAAAUAGUUGUUCACGACAUAGAGGAUUGCUUCUACAGUGAGCAUUUCAAAUGUAACUCAGUUGCCACCGUGGAAAGAACUUUGAAGGACAGCCACAAACAUAGUGUCGAGACAGUUCAGUGGUACCCAAAUGACACAGGAAUGUUUUUAUCCAGUUCGGUUGAUAACACUUUGAAGGUAUGGGAUACAAACGCUCUUGAAGUUGUUGAGAGCUUUCAGUUGGAAGGAAUAGUCUACCAUCAUCAAAUGCCAAGAAAUGCUAGGAAACAUUGUUUAGCAGCAGCAGCUUGCGAGGAUUCCAGAGUUUAUCUCUGUGAUUUGAAAUCUGGCUCAGCAAUUCAUAUUUUAAAGGGGCAUUCAAAGGCAGUUAUUUCUGUAGCUUGGUCACCCAGGAGUGAAUAUUUUCUAGCAACAGGUAGCCGAGACAAUAAAGUGCUUUUAUGGGAUGUGAGAAAAGCUGUCGGAAGUAUCCUUUCAUUAGAUCAACACAACGGAAAAGGAGGAUCCAGAGCAUCUGCCAUUAACACAGCUCAUAAUGGACAUGUUAAUGGUAUUUCUUUCUCUCGUGAUGGACUACACUUAUUGACCUAUGGAACAGAUGAUCGUUUAAGACUGUGGGAUACUUUUACUGGGAAGAACACGCUUGUUAAUUUUGGUCGCAUCCACAAUCCUUGCCGCAAGGCCAUCAAGCUUUGCCAGUCAAGUGGCACAUCAAGUGAAGUGGUCUUUGUUCCAUCAGGAAGCAAUAUUGAAGUAUUUGAAGUAGUUACAGGAAAGCAUGUAAUCACCCUGAAUGGUCAUUUUAACAAUGUUAACUGCUGCAUCUUUCACCAGCAUUUUCAAGCUGUGUUCAGUGGUGCUAACGACACAAAUCUUUUNGAAGGAAUAGUCUACCAUCAUCAAAUGCCAAGAAAUGCUAGGAAACAUUGUUUAGCAGCAGCAGCUUGCGAGGAUUCCAGAGUUUAUCUCUGUGAUUUGAAAUCUGGCUCAGCAAUUCAUAUUUUAAAGGGGCAUUCAAAGGCAGUUAUUUCUGUAGCUUGGUCACCCAGGAGUGAAUAUUUUCUAGCAACAGGUAGCCGAGACAAUAAAGUGCUUUUAUGGGAUGUGAGAAAAGCUGUCGGAAGUAUCCUUUCAUUAGAUCAACACAACGGAAAAGGAGGAUCCAGAGCAUCUGCCAUUAACACAGCUCAUAAUGGACAUGUUAAUGGUAUUUCUUUCUCUCGUGAUGGACUACACUUAUUGACCUAUGGAACAGAUGAUCGUUUAAGACUGUGGGAUACUUUUACUGGGAAGAACACGCUUGUUAAUUUUGGUCGCAUCCACAAUCCUUGCCGCAAGGCCAUCAAGCUUUGCCAGUCAAGUGGCACAUCAAGUGAAGUGGUCUUUGUUCCAUCAGGAAGCAAUAUUGAAGUAUUUGAAGUAGUUACAGGAAAGCAUGUAAUCACCCUGAAUGGUCAUUUUAACAAUGUUAACUGCUGCAUCUUUCACCAGCAUUUUCAAGCUGUGUUCAGUGGUGCUAACGACACAAAUCUUUUAGCAUGGCUUCCACAGUUGAACAGAAUGACAGAGGAAAGGACUUCAUCAGUAGCUGCUUCAAGUACUGAAAGCAAGAGUUAUAAUCCUUAUCAAGACUCUUGGAGUAGUGAUGAAGAAGAAACAUAA
Molecule: messenger RNA, 1860 nt
Organism: Porites evermanni
Lineage: Eukaryota; Metazoa; Cnidaria; Anthozoa; Scleractinia; Poritidae
Source: the annotation of a GenBank genome assembly